CCAAGCUGCCCUAGCGGGCCAAGGGCGUGCGCACCUCCUGACGCAGGAGAUAUACCCGCUAUCCUCUCCGGCCCAUUGAUGAUCUGAAGACUACCUUGCUUGUAUCCCGACGAAAACUGUGCACAAGAUGUCGACGAACGCAACUUGCUUCAAGGAGAUGGCGCCGGAGAAGAGCCCGCCUCUGUUCCAGCACGGCAAUGUGGUGUUCCAAGCCCAUCAAGUCGGCUGGAUCGUGUCCGGGUUCUUCAUGAUGGUGGCAAUCGUAGCGUCUUUCUGGUUGAUAAACAAGCAUCUGCAGUGGUAUACAAAUAAACGCGAGCAACGAUACAUUGUCCGCAUCUUGUUCAUGGUCCCUAUCUAUGCUGUCAUCAGCUUCGGCUCUUAUAUAUACUGGAACCAUGCGACUCCAUUGCUGCUCAUCCGCGAUUGCUACGAAUCCACUGUGCUCACCGCGUUCUUCUAUCUCCUGCUCAUGUAUCUUUCCCCCGAUCCGGACGAGCAAAAGGACAUAUUCCGGAAGGAGGGCCUCUCCCGCCAAUAUGACGCUACGGCUCACCGGCUAGGCAAGCCUCCGCGCAAGUGGAUGUUCCCUCUUGGCUUCGUGAAAUGGAAACCCCAAGACGGUUACUACUUCUUGCAGCUGAUGAAGUGGGCUAUAUUGCAGUACUGUGUCAUCCGUCCGGUCACGACCCUCGCAGCCGUUAUUCUGAACUACAUGGGUCUGUAUUGCGAAGACUCCUGGUCACCGCGCUGGGGCCAGGUCUAUAUCACUACCGUUGUUUCGAUCUCCGUCACUGUUGCGAUGUACUGUCUUCUACAAAUGUACACGUCGGUUUCAGAGCAACUCAAGCCGCAGAAACCGCUCUUGAAACUCUUUGCCGUCAAAGCUGUUGUAUUUCUCACAUUCUGGCAGGCUUCGCUUCUUUCGGUCCUUGCUAUGUUCGGGUGGGUGAAGGAUACGAAGUACAUGACCGCGGAUGACAUCAACACCGGUAUUUCCGCCAUCCUUGAGACGUUCGAGAUGAUGUGCUUCGCGUUUCUGCACAUCCGAGCGUUCACGUACAAGGUCUACCGGCCCGCCUACAACUCACAAUACGACACUCCGCCCCAGCGCACGCCAAGGCUAAAGUCCCUUGGACAUGCCCUCGAUUUCAGGGAGACAUGGCGCGAGAUCCGCGACGGCGCUGUAUACAUGGUUCACCGGUGGCGGGGAGUCGAGACGGAUCAGGCAGCCCGUCGGACUAUGCACUUGCAGGAGGCAUUUGGGCACAACAGAGCGCGCCUUACCAAGGCGGAUGUUGGCGCCCCGGUACCGGGAACUUUUGAGAAAGUUACGGGAAGGCGAGAUACGCACAACGCGGAGCGCGUCCGUGGCGCGGUUGACAGCGAUGCAGACAUGAUGGUCUCGGAAGGCCGUAGGCGGUGGCUAGACGCUGGCAGGCGGGAGAAGAGCGAAGGAUUGGAGGCAGAGAUAGAGCGCGAGUUGCAGAAGAAAGGCUAUUCCAUUCGGGGUCGAAGGGAUACCCCAUCGGGGCAAUAUGGCAGACUCCCUGCUGUCGACGAUGACGAUCAGCAAAACCAACAAGGUCACGGUUCUAGAAAGCGGUCCUUCUGGCGCAGCAUAUAUGACCGCAUAUCCCAGACAAAUGCGCCUUCGGCUCAGGAAUAUGAAUGGGAUAACGACAUUGACCACGAGAAACUGCUGCGUCCGUCAUCGUACCAACCUACUCAGGACUCGCAGUGGCAGUAUCAACGUCGGCAACCAGCUACGCAAACGUUACUGUACGACGACCCACCGCCACGAUCUGUCAUCCGCAGCUAUCGCGGUGAGAAGCGAUCCCGAUCGUCGGACAACCACAGGGCCCAGCGGAACCUGAAUCCAUACGGAAACCCGACUGCGUAUGAGCCUUCGGCGACUCGGGAAUUUCGUGCGCCUCCUUUGCCGGCCUCCACGAGCUACCUGGCGGCGCCCUCUGCUCGCGACCAUCGAUCGUACCUGCAGAUUCCACAACAGACCAUGCAACGCUCAGACAGCCUCCUGCAACGCGUCUUUCCGCAUUCGGCCCCGCAUUCCGACUGCAUCCGCCCAAGCUCGCGCCCGGAGAAAUCGUUGCGAGAGAUCCAGAUGCAGUUAGGUUUCCAGAAAUAA
Punctularia strigosozonata HHB-11173 SS5 is the source of this 2149-nucleotide messenger RNA. Its product is annotated as DUF300-domain-containing protein. Lineage: Eukaryota; Fungi; Basidiomycota; Agaricomycetes; Corticiales; Punctulariaceae. The transcript is spliced from 12 exons. The record is from RefSeq and is a predicted model, not a curated record. Gene Ontology annotation, biological process: transport. Bases 128 to 2149 code for a protein of 673 amino acids. Gene Ontology annotation, molecular function: transporter activity.